Molecule: messenger RNA, 1860 nt
Organism: Sparassis crispa
Lineage: Eukaryota; Fungi; Basidiomycota; Agaricomycetes; Polyporales; Sparassidaceae
Exons: 10
Coding region: 1-1860 (619 amino acids)
Source: RefSeq, a predicted model, not a curated record
AUGGCAGAUUCCUCCAUUGAAGUCAUCUUGCAGAAGCACAUAAGCUGGCGCCUCGUGGAGCUCACUGUGCUGGACGAGAAACAUGCCGAAUACUUGAGUCACAAGCUGGGUAGUGAAGAGCGAACAGCAAUCUUGAAGGCUGCAGUUGCAGCAUUGCAGAAUGUGUCCCCUCGCUUCACCAGGGCAGCUCUCCCCAUGGCACAUGAGAAAGUGCAGGUGUUCUUCAAGAACACCCGCAUGUGCAUCAGUAAAGGAGUCCAAUGCGAGUUCCAUGCCGGGGGCAAGAACAUGUUCAUUGCGCGCAAGUGUAGCAGUGGCGGCAGUGCAUUAUGGGCCAAGGAUGAUGAAGGUCGCAAAAUUUGGGAGGCGGCGCUCACAUCUCAGGUUGCAGAGGGGAAGGUGAACAAAUCAAACUGCACAGCCGUCAUCUCCUCAGUCAAGUCCAAGUGCUUCAAGGCACUAUCAGACGAGGAGAAGCACACCUGGGAGGAGAAGGCGGAGGAGCUGCGCAAGGAGAGGGAGAAUUUGAGUGUUGAUGACCUCAUCGCCGACAACCAAGAAGGACUUUUUGUCAAGGUUGCAUCGGCCCUCCAGGGGUUGAUCGGAAGCAAGGGUUGGCAAGCAGGAGAGGAUGUUGGCUUCCAUUUGCGCAUGGUGUACAAGCCACGAGAGGGAGUUCCCCGUUCCACUCGUGUCGAUAUCAUGCCCACCGGGGAAACCGAAUCGUUCUCCACCUUUGAAGGCAGAAAUGAAGCUGAAGACGCGUGCUGGGAACGCUUCAUGGCCCGAGUGUUCGUGGUGAACCGUGAUCCUCCCAGGGCACCCGAUGACAUUGGCAAGCCCGUCCUCCCACAGAUAGAGAAAGACUGGACUCCAAUGCACGUAGGGAAGACCUUGAAGGAAUACAUGGAAGAGUUAUGGUUAUACACACACACCGAUGUUGAGGAUCUCCCUGAACUCCCGUGGGACACACUCGGCGAUAUCGCAUGCGAAUUGGUUGCUGCGGAUUGGCAAGGAUCUGUAGGCGACCCGAUGAAGCCUGCGCAGGUCAUGGCACUAUACCUCCGAAUGUAUGACGCGCAAGACACUGACGGGUCAUUCAGCUUUGUGGUCGACCUGGCCGCUAUUCGAAGAUGCACGAUACUCGAUAAUGGCAACAUCCUCGAAGGGCCAAGUGUCAACGAGAUGGCCAUCGCUCCUGACGGUGAUGCCAUCAUUGCUGAUGGUGACGCCAUCGCUCCUGACGGUGAUGCCAUCGCUCAUGAUGGUGAUGCCACCGACAAGGAGAAGGAGGAGGAGGAGGAGAAGGAGGAGGAUGACGAUGAUGAUGACAUUGCCCAGACACCUUCACGGAAGCGGGUGGUUGUGAGCACAUCAACUUAUGUCGAUGACGAUGGCGAGCCAUUGGACCCAGACAAUAUUUCGAUGCGCGCUCUCAAGCAUAGUGCCACGGAGACUGUGGUCACUCAUGGUGAGCACACAGUCAACAAGGGGAAAGGGGUUGCCGCUGCGGGUGACGCUGUCGGUGUGGAGGUCAGGCAUGAGGGUGACAAGGUCGUUGCAGGCCGUGAGGACGCGGUUGACGGGCAGCGUGCAGAUGGUGUGUGCAAACGCGAUGAUGAGAGCGAUGCGGAUGCGGAAGGAGAGGACGAUGACGAGGAGGAUGGUGGAAGCAUUAAAGAGGUGGUGAAGGUGAUGAGGGGUAGAAAACGGAAACAAGGCCCGCGUGCAUCUACAUCUACGUCAAACACCAAGGCCGCGGGACGGGCGGUUAACAAAAAGUGCUGUGUCGCGGUCAGUGUCGUGGAGAAGCGGUGCACCUGCGCUACUCACACCUUUCAGUCAUGUUACCUGAACUGA